CCUUGAUACACCUCUAUCGGUUUCAUUGAGGUCCCAAGACUUUAACUUCGAGAUAAACAUUGCACGAUGUCGUGAAGUAUGCAGCACCACCGAGAAAUAUGGAAUCACUUUCUGAAGCGAGGCCCCAAACGAGGCGCUUGAGAUCUAAUCAACGCCUCUGACGAUCAGCGACAUCUUGCAAGACUGAAAAUGAGUCAAACGCAUCUCCUCCUCAAGAACUGAUUCGAGUGGUCGAAACCCCGCAUGGAAAUACCAAACCGAGCAAACCGCUGCACCUCGUUCAGCCCAGAAUCUCAGCCCUUCUUGUCCCCCAUCGCACUUACCCAUAGGAUCCUCAACGACAACGACAACGACCAACUAUCAGUUGUGCGACCACAGCCCGAGAGCGGCUAUAAGAAGAGGGAGAACGCGCGUUUCAACUCUACGUGUCGCGCAAGGCCUUCCGUGUUUAUGCAAUCGUCAACACCUACACCGACCGCUCUUCUAAGCCUUAGAAAUUCAGAUACCUCGGUCAACGCCACCAUGGCAACGUAUCACAAUCCUAAUUGGGCGGAAUGCUACGAUCUCUGGGUCACAAUGCUUUUCGGCGAUGGGCCAGUCGAAGAUAUCCCUGUUUUCGAAGGCAUUCUCAAAGAAAUACAACAUUGCCGAUUGGAUGUGGAAGACGAAGGUUCAACCCCAAUGACGAUAUUCAUGAGAAAGACCGGGUGCAAGUUUGAAAUCUGGGGUACGGAGCCUGGCGCGCCUAUGCUCGAACGCGCGAAGCGGUUCUGGAACGAAGGAGUUGAGAAGCAAAAGAUCGAGGGAUGCGGCGUUGUAUCAUUUGCGCAGGAAGUACUCGAGCAAUCAUCAAGCGCCGAUCUGAUAGUCUUCGCUGUGGGCGGCAUCUGUCAUGUCACGACGGACUCAGAACUAUAUUGCUUCCUCGCCAACGUCAACUCAGUUCUUAAUCCAAGGGGCCGAGCAAUAAUUAGCAUUCUGCCAGGCAAGCUGAAUAGGAUACCGUCGGUUGACAGGCUUGGAGAAGUGUAUGUCAAAUAUCCGAGUACGGAGAGCUUGAAGGGGUACGUCAAAACUGAAGCGUUUCAAUUGGAUGUUGAGGGUGGCGAGGGAAAGAUGCCGAGGAGACAUGUGCUGCAUUGGAAUUUGAAGAUGUUUGAUAAACAGGGUUGGGAGCGAGCGGUGGAGAGUGUAGGGUUGAGGGUUAGGGAGAUUAGGGAGGGGGAGAUACAGAUAUAUUUGCAUUCGUCAGCUAAGCCGCCUAUUCUUCUGAGAGCCUUCUUAGUUUUCGGGGACUGCCAAACGAAGAUGCAUACGACUAUUUUGGAACCUAGCUCUACACGCUUGAGCUCUAGCAACCCGCAGGGCUUGCCACAACGGCUUCUUAUAGCCUUGGUGCCACCAAUCGCCAAGGCCAAAAUCCAAGGAGCUAGGCCAGUAAAUCGAAGGCACGGUCCAAGCCUGCAAACACUCCAGCCCGCUAUAUUCUGCUUAUUAAAACAUGGUUUUAAACUCCGCUUGCUGUUUCCGCAGGCCCCAUUGGCUGCCACAUCUGACGUCCGCCUCUCCGGAUGGCCACAACUUCCAAUCAAGCCUCCUUCUUUUGCCAAUGUGGAGGCAGCACCCACACCACGCUCCAACGCAUCGCUGACUAGGCGCGGAUGGGCUGCCAGUACAGCGACACCCUUGGCUGCUUGGCUUGUCUUUGAUUCGUCCAAGCCUGCGCGAAUGGCAGCGGGCCAGCAUGGACGGCGCAACAGGACAGAUCGUCGUGCGUCGGACAGGGGCUUUGCACUGGGGUUCUCGAAGAAGCUUGAUUCUUUGAUGGACCCAAUUCCUUGCAAUUCGAUCGAUCUGAACGCUUCUCUGGCCGCUCUGCCCUCACCUUUUGACGGAUGGUACAGCAUGAGGAUCCAGCAUGAGGGUCUCGUGGAGUUCCAGUCCCCCAAGGUAUUUCCCACUGACCUGUGUUCUGCUGUCGCGAUUUUCGUUGCCGCACCUCAGCUGCGACUGAGAGCCUGUGACAUCAGUCUCUACGUUGCUGCCACUGUCGACAAAACUCCAAAGGCGCCCUUCACAAGGAGGCCAGACCGCAGGUGGUUCGAUGAUGACGACUAUGGACAUUUCACUCUCCAGAACAGCCUCCGCCGUUGCUUGGCAUUUCCCUGGUUGGCCGCGAUUGGUGCGUGGAAGAGCAUGCUUCCCUCCCACGCUCGCACGCCGAGUGAGUGCCCCCAUUCCCUACAAGUACUUGAGCCGGCCGCCUCCCUCCCAACGCACACGCACACAUCUUCCGAAGCUUCCUCUUCCCUCUUCGCACUUGAGCUGCUUAUACUGCUCACACACUUGGCACUCUUGGACUUCGCUGUCUCUGCUCUCGCCGCUCACUACUCUGGCGCACUCAUCAAACCAACUCGCAGCACUAUCCUUCCUCGCUGUCGAAGUGUAAAAGAAGCCAAACUCACACGACCAAUAUGGCUGAGAGUAUGCUCUUUAGUCCUGUCCAGCGAAGCGGAGUUGACCUUC
Molecule: messenger RNA, 2526 nt
Organism: Lindgomyces ingoldianus
Lineage: Eukaryota; Fungi; Ascomycota; Dothideomycetes; Pleosporales; Lindgomycetaceae
Exons: 14
Source: RefSeq, a predicted model, not a curated record